CGCGCCCGCCGUGCGUCGUGGAGGCUGAUGUGCGCACUGAGGGAGGUUCUCUCACCGUGUGGCCGGCGACCGCCAGGAGCACCCGUGGAGGGCUUGGCUCUGAAGUCGCUGAAGGCUGCGCUUGGGAACUGCCCGCCCCUCCCGUCAUUUCAGAAGCUUGACCAGCGAGCCCUCCCGGCUUGCAUCCUCUGCGGUCCUCAGCAUCCACAAGAUGGGCGAGACCCAGGAGACGCUGGCCAUGACUGUCCACCUCCUGGCCAACUCUGGGCACGGCUCACUUCUGCAGCAAACUCUGGACCAGCUCCUGGACUGCAUUUGCCCGGAGGUCCGUCUCUUUCUGGUGUCCGAGCGGGUCAGUCCGGUGAAAUACUACACCAAGUGCCACUCCAAGCGGUCACGCUUCCCCGGGAUGUCUGUUCUGCUCUUCCUGCACGAAAGCCUCGGAGAGGAGCGGCUCCUUCGCGUGCUUGACUGCCUGCAGCACUGGCCGUGGCAGUGCUACUCCGCCCAGAGCGCGCAGGGAAGGCCGUGCCCCUACCUUCUUGCCAACCAGGAGUUCUACAGUCUGGACAGCCAGAUGCCCGUGUGGGGUGUGAGGCAGGUGCACGGUGGCACCGAGGUCCUGAGAGUGACGCUCUACUGCAGCUUUGAUAACUACGAGGACGCCGUCAGGCUCUAUGAGAUGAUUCUGCAGAGGGAAGCCACCUCGCAGAAGAGCAACGUGUGUGUCUUUGUGCUCUACGCCACCGAGAGCUUUGCUCUGCAGCUCUCCCUGAAGCAGCUGCCCCUGGGGACGUCGGUGGACCCGAAAGAGGCUUCGGUGUUGCAGUUCAAGGUUCAAGAGAUCGGCCAGUUAGUGCCUCUCCUGCCCCAUCCGUGCGUCCCCAUCAGCCGCACCCGGUGGCAAACGCAGGACUACGAUGGCAACACGAUUCUGCUUCAGGUCCCAUUGAAUCCAGGACUUGGUGUAAAGAAUGGCGAGCGUUCCUUUCUGAGUGGCACCUCGGAAGCAGACACGCUCGCCCAGGGCUCCAGGUUGACCCCUGUCAAUGCAGUUGGGACCCUUGAGCCGAGAAGCCGAAGGAGCCGGGGUAGGAGGUUGAAGGUGGGCUCUGCGGAUCUCCCUGAGCCUGGUGGGAGACCAGCAUCCGACAGCUCCAGGGACACGUCGUGGAAAAACCCUGGCUGUUCAUCCCCACCCAGCAGCCCAGCCAUGGACUCCCAGCUGCACCUGCCUCCUCCCCACCUCGAACCCACGGCCAGAAUGAAGGUUGUCAGCUGGGAGAACACCUUUGAGAACCUGGAGGCAGAGACAAAUGUUGACACAGGAUUCACCGUGGUCAGUUCUGAACCCAGGCGAUCUUUUCUGGGUAGAUUUCCCAGGGAUCUGCAGACCCGCCCACCACCGACCUGCCCGUCAGCCCCUUCCUCAGGGGCAGCUGCUUCCAAAACCAGCAGAAUCUUUAAGGAAAGGAUCCAUCCUUUGUCACUUGCUGGCCAGAGGGAUCUUGGUGCAAGGAAGAUAAUCUCAAAAUGUGCCCUUCCUCUGCCAGCCCAGGGUGAAGACAAAGCAGCAGAAGAAGAAUUCUUUAUAUAGCAUAAAACAACAGUGGUUUUCUAAAACACAGGCUCAAAUAUAAUGUUCCGGAGGACUGACCCAGAAUGGAGCUAGAAAGGGAGCUCUGACUCAGAAUCAGCCUGUUUCUUGUUCAUCAAAGAGGGCCUGAAUGCUAGCCACACACAGAUCUAGAUCAUUUUUAUUUCCAGUGUUCAAAGUCUAGCGAGCUGGUGAUGAGUUGUUUAUUUGUCGUCAUGGUCGUGAGGGAACACAGCCAACGCACAGAGGAAAAGCCCAGCGCCUCACGUCCUUGGAGACACACUAACCCAGCUGGGUGUGUUGAGUUCAGCACCUCUCAGGAUAAUUGCAUUGUAUGCAAAUGAGUCAGGUGCAUUACGCAAUGCUGAUUGGUGUCUGUAAUUUGGUUUUAAUUUUUUCUUGGGUUGCGUAGCUCAUCCCUCCAGACAGCAUGGGCUGUUUAGUGUUUUUUAAUUUUUAUGUGACCUCAUUUGGUAACUAGGUCUUGUUCACCACCUACCCUCUAGUGACUUUUGCCUUAAAAGUUGUUUGCAUCUGGAAUGAGUUAACAUGCAAAGUGUUUUGAAAAUUACAACCCCCCUUUUUUUUUUCCUGUUUAAUGAGCAGCAACUCUGGAAGCCGAAAAAUCAGGUUCAAAAUGAAAGCUGGGCUCUAGGGUUUUCUUACUCCUCAUUUUUCAUUUGUUUCUGCUCUACUCCGGUGGGGCCAGUGGUUCAUGUAAUUAAGCAGAGAGGAGUGGACGAUUCAAGAUCUCCACUGAGUGUGGCGGGAAGAGUACACUGGUUGGGUCCCUGGAGCAGGACUUGGGUUUUUCUGGCCAUGUUCGAAUUCUUAAAUUCCUUUGCGAUGCUCAUUCAUUCACUCAUUUAUACAUUCAUUCAUGCAAUACAUUGUACUGAACAUCUGUGUUUGAAUAAGACAUUGACAUAUGGUAUAUACAUUCUGUGGCCAUCAAACUCCAAAUUUGUUUAUGGUUUUACUGUAUGACGAAUCCAUUCUAUCAACUCUCAAGAACAUGUUGAAGUUCAAAUUUACUCCUCUGGGAAACUUUUCCACCAGUGAUUCCCACACUUGACGCACAAGGCUGCAGUAAGAAUUCACAACCUGUGGAUGGAGACUGGGCAUAUUAUGAAUGACAAUUAUAAUCAUAAUGGACAAAUUCUCAGUUGCUCAUAUGAUAUAUUGUCUGAUUGGAUCUAUACAUACAUUUAAAAAACAAAUCUGUCGUCUGUGUGUUUCAGCUAAUUUGUAAGAUUAUUUGACUUCACAAACUUCACUUUCCAGAACAGAUGUUACAUGACUAUAAAUGCUGGUUUAGCUGAAAAUUUUUGAGACCCCCAGUACUUAAUUCAUCCAGUUGGAGAGAAGAAUGAGUUCAGGCUUAAGGAUGAAUCUUAAAUGGCAGGUAGACUGGGCUGAGUUUGGGUGCUCUGUCCCCCUCAAAGAAUAGAAAUGGAGAAGAGCUACAAAUGGACAAAGGCGCGAGUUCUCAGUGUAUUGCUUGGGUCCUUACAUCAUCAAUAUAUUCUUACCCUCAUUUGCUUUCUUUCCCUCAGAUUAAAGUUAGAUCUUAGAAACCAGGCUGAAGAACUUACUUUUGGUAUGGUUCCUGUAAUAAGAGUUCUUUUUUUAAAAAAUGAAAAUCUUAUGUAAGUUGAACUAUUGAGCUGCCUUGAAAACCACAGCAAGAAGUCCUGAAAUUUCUUUCCCAAUUUUUUGAGGUUAUCUAAAUUCCUGUAACGUAAUACAUGGGUAAGAAUAUAACUACGUGGAAAUCGCAAAGACUAUUGAGGAAUUUGAAUGAGUAACUUACAGAAAUGACUUAUACUCUUAAAAUGUCACCUCCUCUAUCCUAUUCACUAGAGGAAUCCAAUUUACAAAGUGGUGGGAUGGAUGGAAAUAUCAGUGGGCUAGGUGGCAGAAGCCCAGAUUUUGGUCUCAGUUUUAAAAUUUACUAUUUAUAUGUGACCUUGAACUCUUUGAUCUGUUACUUUAUCUUCUGUACCAAGGUUGUUUGGAAAAUCAAGAUUAUGUAUAUGAAGGCGUUUGGAUGUUGUUAAGCACGUAAAUAUGUUAGCUAUUCUAAUUACAAAUGGCCCUUCUUACCCACAUUUUUAAAAUGUCUUGACAACAAAGACCAUUUUUUGAAACAACCUUUAAUAAAAACAAUGAUACCAUUAAAAAAAAAAAAAGAAACCCAAUCCUAAGAUUUUUACUCUGUGUGUCAUUAAUGUUUAUAUAUUUAGGAGGAAAAUUAUGGAUAGAAAGGAUCAGAUACAUCCUAAAGUUCAAAAGAGAUUAUAUAUAAUGAAUAAACUAUGAACUAGUUUAAUCCAAUUUAUCAAAUUAUCCAGACUCUUAAUUAUACUGAAAUGUAAAAUGUAUCACAAGGGACUCCCAA
Messenger RNA from Camelus dromedarius (Arabian camel), 3998 nucleotides. It is a transcript of the gene FAM124B, whose product is annotated as family with sequence similarity 124 member B. The coding region runs from base 212 to 1597 and encodes 461 amino acids. The record is from RefSeq and is a predicted model, not a curated record. Gene Ontology annotation, cellular component: nucleoplasm. The transcript is spliced from 2 exons. Lineage: Eukaryota; Metazoa; Chordata; Mammalia; Artiodactyla; Camelidae.